UAUGCAGCACUGCCUUAUGCACGCUGAUUUUGUUUUCAUUCAGAAAUAGUAAAUAUCCCAAAUAAUUAUGAAAAUAUCUCGAUUUAAGAAGUCCCACAAAACGUUGGUGUUUUUUGCCUCCAAUUUCGACUACCGGGAACCCUACCAGGUGCUUAUUGAUGCCACUUUUUGCCAGGCCGCUCUACAGCAAAAAAUUGGCAUAGAUGAGCAGAUAAGGAAGUACUUUCAGUGUGGAGUUAAGCUACUGACUACCCAGUGUGUUAUCCUGGAGGCGGAAUCCUUGGGAGGUCCGCUGACCGGAGCCACAUCCAUUGUCAAGCGAUUCCAUGUCCACAAAUGCGGACACGAGGGAAAACCAGUGGCUGCUGCAGAAUGCAUUAAAACAAUGACUAGAGACAAUCGCUAUAUAGUGGCCUCGCAGGAUCGUCUGCUGCAGGAGAGUCUUCGCAAGAUUCCCGGACGUUGUCUACUAUAUCUGCACAAAGCCACGCCCGUUUUAGAAGCCCCCUCUAAAGCCUCCAAAAAGUGGGUGCAACGCCGCGCCAAGAACUUAAUGCUGGGCAAACAGGCCGAGAAAAUCGACUACAUGAAGGAGAAACAGGGACUAAAGCCAGCCGAAACUGCUCCAAAUCCCAAGAAACACAAAGGACCCAAAAACCCCAAUCCGUUGUCGUGCAAAAAGAGCAAAAAGGAGAAGGUCAAACAGCCACUCAAGGGAGUGGAGCAGAACACAAUAACCAAGGCGAAACGGAAAAGGGUAAAGUUACCCGCUCAUGUAAAGGCAGCGUUAGCAAAAGAUUAGAUUUAAUUUCGUAGAUAAAUAUAAGACAAAGAAAAGUAAA
Molecule: messenger RNA, 842 nt
Organism: Drosophila rhopaloa
Lineage: Eukaryota; Metazoa; Arthropoda; Insecta; Diptera; Drosophilidae
Product: rRNA-processing protein UTP23 homolog
Exons: 3
Coding region: 68-802 (244 amino acids)
Cellular component (GO): small-subunit processome; nucleolus
Molecular function (GO): small ribosomal subunit rRNA binding
Source: RefSeq, a predicted model, not a curated record